Molecule: messenger RNA, 1009 nt
Organism: Coregonus sp. 'balchen'
Lineage: Eukaryota; Metazoa; Chordata; Actinopteri; Salmoniformes; Salmonidae
Source: the annotation of a GenBank genome assembly
AUGUCGGAGAGUGAGUCGUUGAGUCAGUUGAAUUUGGGGGUGUAAUAUCUCAAAGAUCUCUGUCACCAAUCAAUAACUUCAGAAGAUGAUUAUUCCUUCCUUGAGCUCUUGUUAUCAGAGUCUAGACCAUCCUCUCCAGUCUGUUGAAAUCAUUUGAUGAGUACAGGACCCUCCCCCCUGACUCUCCAGUUCCUCACUUCAUGCCUCAAUGUUGUGAUUAUUAUUUGGCUUUCACUGGAAGUAAGUGUCAUCCCCUGAAUCAGUCACCUCAGACAUUGAAUUCUCUGGAUUUACCCUCAAGGAAUUAUUUGAUGAAAACAGAGCAUAUUCACCUAUUCCUGUAUGUCUGAGAGUGAGUCUGUUGAGUCAGUUGAAUUGGGUGUAUUCUCAAAGAUCUCUGUCACCAGAAUCAAUCACUUCAAAAGGUGACUUUACUUCCUUGAGCUCUUGUUAUCAGAGUCUAGACCAUCCUCUCCAGAGUCUAUUGCAUUAUUUGAUGAGUACAGGCCUCUCUCUCCUGAUUCUCCAUUUUCCUCAUUUUCAUGCCUCAUUGUUGCAAUUAUAUUUGGCAUUCACUGGAAGUAGAUGUUCAUCACCAAAACCCAGUAUCUCAGAUAUUGAGUUCUCAGGACUUUACCUUAAAGGGAAAUUUAUUGCUGAGGACAGAGCAGAUUCUCCUGAAUCGAUAUAUUCAGACAAUGAUUUUCUGGAUCAAUUGGAAGCAGGACUUGUUCCACCUCUUGCUUGAAUCAGUUUUCUCCAGUUUCUGAUCCUCUCCCUCACUCUACCCAAUCUGAAACUCUGUUAACAAUUAAUCUCACCUGCCCUUAGUCCAGUCUGAAUCUGUGCACAGAGACACCAAACCAGAAAUUAGUAUCUACCCCCAACAAUGGCAAAAGAGGCUCUGUUGAGGAUCAAACCACAUUGCCAGUUGCAGUUAAGAAAGCAUUUAUACAGCUUGACUUGAGUGAUGAGAAGUUUGGUUCGUUAUUACCAGUCCCUGUACUGA